AAAGAGAGAGAGAGAGAGAGAGAAGAGAGAAACUGAUUAGGAAUUAGGACUGAUUCAAGGAAAGCGGGCGCUAGGGCUUUGUGCAUUUGAAUAUUAACAUUUGAGGUGUUCUGACCAGAAGAAGACAGAGCGGAUGAUCAUUCAUUCACCACGUUGACAACCUCGCCUGUGAUUGACAGCUGAAGUGGCAGAAAGCCAUGAGAUUUGGUAGUUGGGUCUGAGGGGCCGCUCUUUUUUUCUUCUUUUCUUUUCUUUUCUUUCUUUCUUUCUUUUUUUUAACUGAUUUUUUGGGGGGGAGGAGAAGAUCUGUCUUUCCCCCCUCCCGUUGCUGUCUUGGAACCAGAGCGCUUUUAUGCUCAGCGACGCGGGCGCCUUGCUUCAGGUCCGGUAGACCGAAGAUCUGGGACUAGUAAUUCACACCGCUGGAGACGCAAAGGGAUUUUUUUUUUUUUUUUUUUUUUUGGUCGUGCUUCAUUUUUUUUCCCCCCCGAAGGAGUCUGCAUAUUUGUUUCUUUUCACACUGGCCUUAAAGAGGAUAUAUUAGAAGUUGAAGUAGGAAGGGAGCCAGAGAGGCCGAUGGCGCAAAGGUACGACGACUUACCCCAUUAUGGGGGCAUGGAUGGAGUAGGCAUCCCUUCCACGAUGUAUGGGGACCCGCAUGCAGCAAGGUCCAUGCAGCCGGUCCACCACCUGAACCAUGGCCCUCCUCUGCACUCGCAUCAGUACCCGCACACAGCUCAUACCAACGCCAUGGCCCCCAGCAUGGGCUCCUCAGUCAAUGACGCUUUAAAGAGAGAUAAAGAUGCCAUUUAUGGACACCCCCUCUUCCCUCUCUUAGCACUGAUUUUUGAGAAAUGUGAAUUAGCUACUUGUACCCCCCGCGAGCCGGGGGUGGCGGGCGGGGACGUCUGCUCAUCAGAGUCAUUCAAUGAAGAUAUAGCCGUGUUCGCCAAACAGAUUCGCGCAGAAAAACCUCUCUUCUCUUCUAACCCAGAACUGGAUAACUUGAUGAUUCAAGCCAUACAAGUAUUAAGGUUUCAUCUGUUGGAAUUAGAGAAGGUACACGAAUUAUGUGACAAUUUCUGCCACCGGUAUAUUAGCUGUUUGAAAGGGAAAAUGCCUAUCGAUUUGGUGAUAGACGAUAGAGAAGGAGGAUCAAAGUCAGACAGUGAAGAUGUAACAAGAUCAGCAAACCUAACUGACCAGCCCUCUUGGAAUAGAGAUCAUGAUGACACGGCAUCCACUCGCUCAGGAGGAACCCCGGGCCCUUCCAGCGGUGGCCACACUUCACACAGUGGGGAUAACAGCAGUGAGCAAGGUGAUGGCUUGGACAACAGUGUAGCUUCCCCCAGCACAGGUGACGAUGAUGACCCUGAUAAGGACAAAAAGCGUCACAAAAAGCGUGGCAUCUUUCCCAAAGUAGCCACCAAUAUCAUGAGGGCGUGGCUGUUCCAGCAUCUAACACACCCUUACCCUUCUGAAGAACAGAAAAAGCAGUUGGCACAAGACACGGGACUCACCAUCCUUCAAGUGAACAAUUGGUUUAUUAAUGCCCGCAGAAGAAUAGUCCAGCCCAUGAUAGACCAGUCCAACCGAGCAGGCAAGUCCCCUCUAGUGACUGUAUUCAAGUCAGGCAAGCGAAAGCCAACCUCAAGCCAUUCACCAGAAGGGCUGCCACCCGUCAGCCAAGGGACACCUUAUAACCCUGAUGGACAGCCAAUGGGCGGUUUUGUAAUGGAUGGUCAACAGCACAUGGGCAUCAGAGCACCAGGGCUGCAAAGUAUGCCAGGGGAGUAUGUAGCCCGGGGUGGUCCAAUGGGUGUGAGUAUGGGACAGCCAAGUUAUACCCAACCCCAGAUGCCCCCCCAUCCUGCUCAGCUGCGUCAUGGGCCCCCCAUGCAUACGUACAUUCCUGGACACCCUCACCACCCAACAGUGAUGAUGCAUGGAGGAGCGCCCCACCCUGGAAUGCCAAUGUCAGCGUCAAGCCCCUCGGUUCUUAACACGGGAGACCCGACAAUGAGUGGACAAGUCAUGGACAUUCAUGCUCAGUAGCUUAAGGGAAUAUGCAUUGUCUGCAGUGGUGACUGAUUUCAAAUCAUGGUUUUUUUUUUUUUCCUGCAAUGACUAUGGAGUUCCAUCCUUGACAUCUACUUUGGACCAAGGAGCAUCCCUAAUUGUUCAUAGGGACUCUUAAAAUGCAGGAAAACCAACUGAAGUCAAUUUGGGGGACACGCAAAAAUAACUAUAUAAGACAUUAAAAGAACAAAGAGUGAAAUAUUGUAAAUGCUAUUAUGCUGUUAUCCAUAUUACGUUGUUUCUUAUAGAUUUUUUAAAAAAAAAUGUGAAAUUUUUCCACACUAUGUGUGUUGUUUCCAUAGCUCUUCACUUCCUCCAGAAGCCUCCUUACAUUAAAAAGCCUUACAGUUAUCCUGCAAGGGACAGGAAGGUCUGAUUUGCAGGAUUUUUAGAGCAUUAAAAUAACUAUCGGGCAGAAGAACCUUUCUUCUCGCCUAGGAUUUCAGCCAUGUGCGCGCUCACUCUUUCUCUCUCUCU
This is a messenger RNA of Acomys russatus (golden spiny mouse), 2556 nucleotides long. RefSeq names its product Meis homeobox 1 (gene Meis1). NCBI's taxonomy places the organism in Eukaryota, Metazoa, Chordata, Mammalia, Rodentia, Muridae. Gene Ontology annotation, molecular function: DNA-binding transcription activator activity, RNA polymerase II-specific; RNA polymerase II cis-regulatory region sequence-specific DNA binding. The transcript is spliced from 12 exons. Gene Ontology annotation, biological process: eye development; embryonic pattern specification; positive regulation of transcription by RNA polymerase II. Bases 577 to 2055 code for a protein of 492 amino acids. The record is from RefSeq and is a predicted model, not a curated record.